Messenger RNA from Eleginops maclovinus (Patagonian blennie), 2467 nucleotides. Its product is annotated as serine/arginine-rich splicing factor 6-like. The record is from RefSeq and is a predicted model, not a curated record. The transcript has 6 exons. The coding region runs from base 33 to 1244 and encodes 403 amino acids. Gene Ontology annotation, cellular component: cytoplasm; nucleus. Gene Ontology annotation, molecular function: mRNA binding. Lineage: Eukaryota; Metazoa; Chordata; Actinopteri; Perciformes; Eleginopidae.
UCUGCCACAGUCAGCUCUGCGUUGAUUGGCUGAUGUGUCUUGCUGGAAGAGAAGCUAUAACGGCAGCAGCGCGAGCAGCGGAGCAGCUUGGUUACGAGCCCUCGCUGAGAAUAGUCGAGAACGACGUUAGCAGUGACACCAUGCCUCGUGUUUAUAUCGGGAGACUGAGCUACCAUGUACGCGAAAAAGACAUCCAGAGAUUUUUCAGUGGAUAUGGAAAGCUCAUGGAAAUUGAUUUAAAAAAUGGCUAUGGAUUCGUGGAGUUUGAGGAUAACAGGGACGCUGACGACGCUGUGUACGAGCUGAACGGGAAGGAGCUGUGCGGGGAGCGCGUGGUCGUGGAACACGCCCGGGGACCGCGGCGAGACCGAGACCGAGACCGAGAUCGAGACGGCCACGGUGGGGGUUACUGGGGUGGUGGGCGCAGUAGCGGUUAUAGCAGCCGGAGCCGCACUGGAAGGGAUAAGUAUGGACCUCCUGUCCGUACUGAGUACCGUCUCAUUGUGGAGAAUUUGUCCAGCCGCUGCAGUUGGCAAGACCUCAAGGACUUCAUGCGUCAGGCAGGAGAGGUGACGUAUGCAGAUGCCCAUAAGGAACGCACGAAUGAGGGUGUAAUCGAGUUUCGGUCCCACUCGGACAUGAAAAGGGCCAUUGACAAGCUGGACGGUACAGACAUUAAUGGCCGCAAGAUUCGUCUGGUGGAGGACCGGCAGCGCAAACGCAGGUCGUACUCCGGAAGCCGCUCCAGGUCUCGUAGUCGCCAUCGUUCCCGCAGCAGGAGCCGCAGGAGCAACAGAAGCAGGAGCUCCAGGAGUCGCUCUAGAUCCCGCUCCAGGUCUCGUUCCCGUAGCAAGAAGAGACGUGGCCAUUCCCGCUCCAGGUCUGGAAGGAAGUCUGGCUCCAAUUCAGGAGAAAGCAAAUCCCGAUCUCGUAACCGCAGGUCCCAUUCUCGCUCCCGCAAAUCCCGGUCCGGUUCUGCUGAGCGAAAAUCUAAAUCUCGCUCAAAAAGUCGUUCAAAGGUAAAGUCGGAGAGAGGUUCUCGCAGCCCGUCCAAGGCGAUGUCUGUCGACAAGAAGUCCCGCAGUCGUUCAGCCUCCCCGCUGGAGAACGGGAAGGAUGACCAUGUUGCCAAAUCUCCCUCCCGCUCCCCAACCCCACACGAGGACGACCGCAGAUCCAAGUCCAAGGAGAAGCGCUCUCCGUCAAGGUCUCGUUCCCGGUCUGGAUCAGCUUCUCAGGAUUAGUGGAAAAGGAAAAGGGAGAUGAUUCUCUCACCCUCAAGCUUGAUCGCUAUGUUGUACAUAAUGAGCAGCGUCGUCAUACUGGCUUAUGCUUCCUGGCUUGUCUACUUUUCUCCUUCAAGUUGGCACUUGUCUUUAACCUGUUUGAGAUGCAGUUUUAUUAGAGCAUGCACACAGUGGAGGGUUUUUUUUGUUUGUUUUUGGAGUCAUGCGUCGUUAGCCUCCCAAAACACUUGUUUUUUUUCAAAGGCUGAAGUGCUAGUCUUCAUUUAUUUAGAUCAGUGACUUAAUAUGGUGCAAGUCCCGAACAUUUCAACUUGGUUGCUUUUUUUGUUUUAAAGACGCAGUAUUAAAAGUUCAGCGAAAAUGGCAUCUUUAUUUUAUUUAAAAUGUCAAUCCUGCAUCUUGGUUUGCAACAAACCUUUUCCGUUUGUUGGACCGGUUAAUUUAAUAGCCUUGUUUGCGUCUGGCGCAGCCAUCGGGCAUUGUUUGUUGCAACAGUUUUGUUUCAUAAUUAUUCAAUCUGCAUGCUUUUGGGAGAAAAGUAGUGUUUGGCUACAGCAUUGAUGGCGGUUAUUUUUUUCUGAACUACAUUCUCAAUAAUUGCUUUCUCAAGGAAUCGCUGAUCUUUGUAUUGUCUUGCGGCACUCUUAAGAGGCACAACUGGGAUGCAACUUGAAUUGCAAAUUUACAUGACAUCAUAAGGGUUUGUACAUCAUGUGGAAACGACUUGUAGGUGGCCCAUUACGAUCCUAUCUUAAUCUCUGGUUCAUAGACUGUUGAAUCUGCUUCAAAACCGUAUUGCUUCCUUUUCGUUGCUACCAAUGUUUGGGUUUUGUAACCCUGAGCUGGUAAACCGUGGAAUAACCUUUUACCUUUUAAUUUGCCUAUAGUUCAAGGCCUCAAAUGCAAUGUUCGAUUUAAUACGCAUCUCCUGCUUUCCUCAUUUGCAAGCCUGAAAAAAGUAAUUUUCUAGACUGGAGUGGUGAUUCUUCUUAAAUAUUAGUUUUAAGCCUCCAACAAUUUAUAGUGCACAACUACAAGAUGAGUUUUAGUACUGAUUAGGUACAUCAUUCAGAUGUCUGGACGAUCUGUUUGUGGGUUUAUACUAACAUCAUCAGACUUACUAAAUGCAUCCCCUCUUUUUUUCUCUCUCUAUGCGUAUGAGAUCUUAUGGGAAAAUGUCCUUUUUAUUGUAUGUUCAAAUAAAGUUCUUAAUGAGAAAA